ACUCUUUCUUCGUCUUGGCAUAAACCCCAAAUUAUCGAAGUGAAGACGGUGAAGAGAGACAACAAUGGCGUGGAGGCAAAUUCUCUUCAACAGAAGAGUGCUUUCUGCAGCAAAUCCAUUCCUGAACCCACACUCAGCUUCGAUUGUUCCCGCCUUCUCAAGAUUCUUCUCAAAGCCAGCUCCAUACGCAGUGAAGGUUGGGAUACCAGAGUUCUUGCAGGGCAUAGGUGGAGGGGUUGAAGCCCAUGUUGCCAAGCUUGAAACUGAAAUUGGUGACUUCAAUAAGUUACUUGUCACACGUACUCUCAAGCUCAAGAAACUAGGCAUCCCCUGCAAACAUAGGAAGCUGAUACUGAAAUACUCCCACAAAUAUAGAGUGGGACUGUGGAGACCUCGUGCUGAACCAUUGAAAGCAUAAAGAUCUCUACCAGCUGCCGCUCAUUCAGAGAACAUCGAAUUGCAGAGUUCUGUGAUACGCGAUUCUCAUACUCUUUUUCUUCUGGUUUUGUUUUUUGGUGAAACAUUUUAUUCUGUUCAGGAGCCCAAAAUUUUGGGUUUAGUCUAUGAGAUAAGGCUUUCGUGGAUAUUUUGGACGAAUCAUUUGUUGUAGUUAGUUCAUAACACAUUGACCUGUUAGUGCGUCUUGAUGGACAAGGGAACAUUAAUAUGGGAAGCAAGACAAACCCAUGGCAAGCAAAAUAAGAGAGAUACAAAUCAGAUGGGAAA
Punica granatum (pomegranate) is the source of this 726-nucleotide messenger RNA. Lineage: Eukaryota; Viridiplantae; Streptophyta; Magnoliopsida; Myrtales; Lythraceae. The record is from RefSeq and is a predicted model, not a curated record.